Molecule: messenger RNA, 678 nt
Organism: Acanthosepion pharaonis
Lineage: Eukaryota; Metazoa; Mollusca; Cephalopoda; Sepiida; Sepiidae
Source: the annotation of a GenBank genome assembly
AUGAUGGGAGAUUGUAACGGGCAAGAUAAAAGAGACUUUACGUCAUCCGAACUUGGAACGAAGGAAUAUUGGGAUGAAGUAUACAAACUCGAACUUGAGAAUUACAAUGAAAGUAAAGACAUUGGAGAAAUUUGGUUUGGAGAAAAUUGUCAAGCGUCAGUGAUCCGGUGGAUUAAAAACUGUGAGAAGAUAAAAAAAGACAGUGCUAUUGUGGAUUUAGGCUGUGGAAAUGGAGCAUUAUUAAUAGAAUUGGCAAGGCAAGGCUUUUCUUGUCUCACUGGUUUUGAUUAUUCAGAAAAUGCGAUAACAUUUGCUAAAACCAUUUCAGCUGAAGAAAACUUUAAUAAUAUCAUUUUUGAGGUUGGAGAUAUUUUAAAUGAAGAAUCUUGUUUGGCAUUCAACCAGAAAUAUCAAGUAUGUCAUGACAAGGGAACAUAUGAUGCCAUUAGCUUGAUGUCUGAUAAUUUUAAACCGUUGCAAAUGUCAUACAUUAAAGUUGUAAAAAAGAUCCUAAAUGAGGGAGGAUUUUUUAUUAUUACUUCUUGCAACUGGACUAAAGAUCAGCUUUUAGAACAAUUUUCAAAUGAUUUUCAUUUUAAUGAAGUCAUUCCAACAUCAACAUUCCAGUUUGGAGGUUCAACAGGAAGCAAGUAUACUACUUUGGUUUUAAUAAAAUAA